Molecule: messenger RNA, 1400 nt
Organism: Marasmius oreades (fairy-ring Marasmius)
Lineage: Eukaryota; Fungi; Basidiomycota; Agaricomycetes; Agaricales; Marasmiaceae
Exons: 8
Coding region: 56-1195 (379 amino acids)
Biological process (GO): base-excision repair; base-excision repair, AP site formation via deaminated base removal
Cellular component (GO): nucleus; mitochondrion
Molecular function (GO): uracil DNA N-glycosylase activity
Source: RefSeq, a predicted model, not a curated record
CUAUUCUCCAUCUGAUUUGUUAGCGGCGCGCCAUCAUCCUGUUACGCGUUUAAAAAUGGCGAGCAAGGAAGCAUCGGUAUUUCUUGAAGAUCUGGAACCACCGGGACUCUCUUCUGCAGAGUGCCAAGUCCCAGUCGCGUCGCAAGAAUCCACCGUUUCUCAUGCGACAGUGGUAGAGUCAGACCAUGGCGACGCGUCAACCACGACAUCCACAACCGCGAAAAAACGACAAGUAACCCUUACAGACAUGUUUGGGAGUCGGGGAAGCAACAAACGUAUCAAACUCUCCCCGCAGGCAACGUCAAUAACGAAGGCUAUUGAGGGGGGAACUGUGUCUUCGUCGAGGGUGGAUGGUCCACCGAAGUUAAAUUCGAUCCCGUUUUCUCUCAAAGGUUUCCAAGACUCGCUUAAUGAAGAAGACCGAAAGCUAUUGAAUCUUGAAUGCCAAAUUCUGGGAAAGAGCUGGCUCAAGUUACUUCAAGACGAGAUUAAGAAGCCCUAUUUCAUAUCCUUGAAGCGUUUCCUUUGGGGAAAAGGUGUCAAAGGAUUGGACGACUCUGCUGCUUCACUCAACGUGUUCCCGUCUCCCCGCAACAUCUAUACUUGGUCUAACACGCCUCUUGGGAAAGUUCGGGUAGUCUUGAUUGGACAGGACCCGUACCAUGGUCCAGGGCAAGCUCAUGGACUUUGUUUCUCUGUUCCUAUGGGUGUUCGAGUACCGCCUUCCUUGAGAAAUAUAUACGCGGAAUUAAAGGCGGAGUACUCCGAAUUCGAGCCUCCAAAACACGGGAACCUUUCUUCCUGGGCCGCAAACGGUGUGCUGAUGUUAAACGCUUGUCUGACUGUCGACGAAGGCAAGGCUGGUUCACACGCGAAUAAAGGUUGGGAGACGUUUACCUCUAAGGUGGUCCAAAUUGUCGACAAGUACGGCGGUGCCAAUCUUCCUGGUCCAGGGGGAUCAGCCAGUACUGGAGUAGGGAGAGGUGUAGUAUUCUUGGCUUGGGGUGCGUAUGCUGAGAAACGGGUCGCAGGGCUUGACAAGACGAAGCAUCUCGUGUUGAAGAGCGCGCAUCCUUCGCCUCUGUCCGCGCAUAGGGGGUUCCUGGGAAAUGGACACUUCAGAAAGGCAAACGAAUGGCUGGAAUCAAAAUAUGGUCCAGACGGAAAGGUGGAUUGGUGCCACUUUGACAGUUAAGCUCAGAGUCAUGGGACGGUUUGGAUGAAGUUUGGACGGUGUAGAUGUAGUGGGGACGAUCUUCAUGGGUUUUCUUGGAUCGCUGUUACCUUCGACUUGCGACGGUAAUUGCUGUACAUUGUAUAUCGUAGAUCAGGACCUCUUGGUGCUAUCCCAGUAAGUAAAUAAUAAUGUAUAAGUGGAAUCACCGUUCGCCGGCCUGCGG